This is a messenger RNA of Juglans microcarpa x Juglans regia, 1143 nucleotides long. RefSeq names its product alpha carbonic anhydrase 4-like. Bases 235 to 1047 code for a protein of 270 amino acids. Gene Ontology annotation, molecular function: zinc ion binding; carbonate dehydratase activity. The record is from RefSeq and is a predicted model, not a curated record. NCBI's taxonomy places the organism in Eukaryota, Viridiplantae, Streptophyta, Magnoliopsida, Fagales, Juglandaceae. The transcript is spliced from 7 exons.
UUACAUGUUGUCCGUGGGCGUGAGCACGCACCUCCUGAUAAGCGCGUGGGUGGGCAAAUCUCAGUAGUAAAAUCAACGUUAAACCCAGACGGCCACCUUUCAGCUUUCUUAUAUAUAUUAGCGUUGAGGGAAACGAGGAUUACAACCAGAGCGCAGCAGCUAUUCAGUACUGGUACUGGGAAGAAAGAUUUAGCAGCAAGCACCGUGAUCUUCUUCUUCCAUACCCACCCCAUCAUGGCCACCGUUUUUCUCUUUCUGAUCGCUUUUCUCAUGAUCUCAUCAUCUCUCCCUUACCUCUCCAAGGCGCUCGUCUCUGAAGUGGAUGAUGAAAUUCCAUUUACCUACGUCGAGGGAACUGGUAAAGGGCCAAAGAAAUGGGGCGAAAUUGAUCCACAUUGGAAAGCUUGUGGUAAUGGAAAAAUGCAGUCUCCUAUUGAUCUUCUAGAUAGAAGGGUGCAGGUUUUUCCUUCUCUGGGAAAAAUAAAAAGGGAUUACAAACCAGCUCCUGCUGUUGUAAAGAACAGGGGACACGACAUUACAGUGAUAUGGAGAGGGGAUGCAGGAGACAUUAAGAUAAAUGGUACUGACUACAAGCUGCUACAGUGUCACUGGCAUUCCCCCUCUGAGCACACAUUCAAUGGAUCGAGGUAUGACUUAGAGCUGCAUGUAGUUCAUUUAAGCUCCAGUGGAGAGAUAGCUGUUAUUGGAAUUGUUUAUAAAUAUGGCCGCCCUGAUCCCUUCCUCACAGAGCUGCUUCACCACAUAAAAUCAGUUGGGACUGAAGAGAGAAAUUUGGGGACUGUCAAUCCGGGAGUAAUUAAGUUUGGGAGUAGAAAGUAUUACAGAUACAUUGGAUCUCUUACAGUUCCUCCAUGCACUGAGGGUGUCAUUUGGACAAUAGUCAAGAAGGUGAGGACAGUUUCCAGGGAGCAAGUGGCAGCUUUAAGGGAAGCUGUUCACGAUGGAUUUGAAGCAAAUGCCAGGCCGACUCAACAAUCAGCUGGAAUAGCGGUUCAGUUUUACAAUCCAAGUGGAGGUUCUACUUAAUUAGCUUUCCACUACUGAGAAGAGAAUUAAAUAUGCUGAAGAGCCACAUAACUGCACGCGUUAUCUCCUUUCAUAAAUAAAUAAUGCAUCUUACAA